AUGCAGGAAGUGUAUGCAGAAGAUCCCCGGGUGUGGAAUGCAAUUUUUGAGAUCGUGGUGGCGGACCUUCGGAAAUGUGAAACUGAAGGGAUUCCAUUGGGAGGUGAUCAGGGCCAUCCUACAGACGAGCUCCAAAGGGUGCAGGGGAUGGUGGCGAUUACGGAGUUCAGGGAGGUGGGAUUUGCCACCUUUGUACCUGUGGUCAAGGGGUCGAUUGGGAAGACCUGUCACUUGGCUGCCAUGGACCAAGCAUUUCAAGUUGAACUUCCACUACCAUGGACUAGAGAAUCCCCUUUGACACGUGAGCUAUUGGUGGAUGGCAGUGUGAACGGAAAGACGAGGUUUUACCAAUUGGAUGUUUGGCACAGCAUACAUCUUGGCAUUGGCAAAACAUGGAUUGGAGGUGGAGUGAUGAUGUUAUCAACUCUGGUUCCGGGAUCCAACCAUGAUGAGAGAAUAUCUGUUAUCGCAUCUGAGUACUUGGCAUUUUGUCGCGAAGCUCGUUUGGACCCCAUUAUCCGGAGAAUUGAUUCCCGUACUUUUGGGACAACAACUGAUCCUACAGGAACCUGGAGUAAAGCUGGUGUAACCUCCAGCUUUAUGCUCUUCCUACAACAGUUCUGCGAGAAACGGGCUGAAGCAAUUCAGUGCAAUGAUCGCUUCCGGGUUUUUGUUCCUUUCCUGUAUGUUGGGGUUGAUUUUUACUUUUUAUCUGACAAUUGA
Cladocopium goreaui is the source of this 723-nucleotide messenger RNA. The record is from the annotation of a GenBank genome assembly. NCBI's taxonomy places the organism in Eukaryota, Dinophyceae, Suessiales, Symbiodiniaceae.